AUGUGUGUCUUCUUUCUUCCAGGUGUUUCAGAUUCCUGUUCAUCACACCUCUCCAUUACUGGCCCAAAAAAGAUUCAAGCACUUAAUGGAUCUUGUUUGAUAAUCUCAUGUGAAUUUGAACCUAAAAAAGGGGAAGCUUCUUUUGACAUCAAAAGAGAAAGCUUUGGCAUUUGGCUGAAAACUGAGACAGCUAUCUUUAACAGCAGCGGGUCACUAACUAUCUAUCGAAUGAAUAUUACCGGAAACCUUACGGAAAAGAACUGCACCACUCUAUUUUCAGAUGUAAACACCAGCCAUCAAGACACAUACUACUUCAGAAUAAUGAACUGGCCGUUCAGAGCAACAGCUAGUUGUGAUCCUCUUCAAAUAAUAGUUAAGGAUUCCCCUUGGAGUCCCAGCAUUAACAUCCCUGAUGAUCUGAAGGAGCAUCAGUCUGUCACUAUCAGCUGCUCAGCUUUGACUCCCUGUCCACACUCACCUCCUGAACUCACCUGGAAUCUCCAACAAGUCUCUCACAGACACACAGAGAAAAACACAGAUGGAACCUUUACAACUAAAAUCCAGGAGACCAUCACUCUGUCAGACACACAUGAUGGAUACAACAUCAGCUGUUCUGCCACAUAACCUCUGAAUGGAGGAAGCAAGACAGCAGAGACAGAAGUGACUCUCAGUGUUUCAUAUGCUCCUAAAGACACCUCAGCAUCCAUCAGUCCAUCAGGUUUGGUGUCAGCAGGUAGCUGGGUGGAGCUGAGCUGCUCCAGCAGAGCCAAGCCUCCUGCCAGCUUCACCUGGUUCAGGAACAGCAAACAUGGAGCCAUUAAUGUAUCUGUGGGGCAGGCUUACAGCUUCAAUGCUACUGAGGGAGGAGAGUAUUACUGUGUGGCUACAAACGAUCUGGGUGAUCAGAGAUCAGUGGUCCUUCUUCGGUUUAAAGGUAUAUUGAAUGGACCUAUUUUCUGGUUGGUAACUGCAUUAGCCAUUGGGUUCCUGGUUAUCAUUUUCCUGGUUGUUUUUGUUAGGUGUUUUGAGACCAAACAGCCAACUCUUCAACAAGCUCAGGCUCCAACAGGUGAGGAGUCUAUUGCCCAAACACCAUCUGAGGUAGAGGAAGAACUCCAUUAUGGAGAAGUGGCUUUCUUCAAGAGGAAACCCAAAACUUCCUCCAUCUCAGUGCAGGACUGCGAACAGGAAGAGAUGCUUUACUCACAAAUGGAGGACUACCAGGGUCUGGUGGCAGCUCUGUCUGAGAACGUGCUGACCAUCAACAUGUUACUGAGUGUCUUCUUUCUUCCAGGAAUAUAUACUGAUUAUUGUGGUCAGGCAAAAGCACAUGUCUCCAUUACUACACCAACGCAGUUUAAAGCACUGAGUGGAUCUUGCCUGGAAGUACCGUGUAGCUUCACAGCUGAAAGUGGAAGCACAGUAUUUGACAGCAGAAUAAAAACCUCUGGAGCAUGGAUUCGAAGUGAUAAGUAUCUGUUGGACAUCAGUUAUGGAGUUAACACCUAUCCAAUAGAAAUUACAGGAAAGCUGAGUCAGAAAAACUGCACCACUCUGUUUUCUGAUCUAACUACAAGUCAAGAGGUCAAAUACUUCCUCAGAAUCGAGAACGGAGGCUACAAAGCAACUGCGUGUUCUAAUCCGCUGCAGAUAACAGUGGAAGAUUCUCCUUGGAGUCCCAGCAUUAACACCCCUGCUGAUCUGAAGGAGCAUCAGUCUGUCACUAUCAGCUGCUCAGCUUUGACUCCCUGUCCACACUCACCUCCUGAACUCACCUGGAAUCUCCAACAAGACUCUCACAGACAAACAGAGAACAACACAGAGGGAACCUUUACAACUAAAAUCCAGGAGACCAUCACUCUGUCAGACACACAUGAUGGAUACAACAUCAGCUGUUCUGCCACAUAUCCUGUGAAUGGAGGAAGCAAGACAGCAGAGACAGAAGUGACUCUCAGUGUUUCAUAUGCUCCUAAAGACACCUCAGCAUCCAUCAGUCCAUCAGGUUUGGUGUCAGCAGGUAGCUGGGUCGAGCUGAGCUGCUCCAGCAGAGCCAAGCCUCCUGCCAGCUUCACCUGGUUCAGGAACAGCAAACAUGGAGCCAUUAAUGUAUCUGUGGGGCAGGUUUACAGCUUCAAUGCUACUGAGGGAGGAGAGUAUUACUGUGAGGCUACAAAUGAGCUGGGUCAUCAGACCUCAUCUGUGAUUCUUGUUGGUACUGAAGGUAAUUAA
Messenger RNA from Fundulus heteroclitus (mummichog), 2229 nucleotides. Its product is annotated as sialic acid-binding Ig-like lectin 7. Lineage: Eukaryota; Metazoa; Chordata; Actinopteri; Cyprinodontiformes; Fundulidae. The transcript has 11 exons. The record is from RefSeq and is a predicted model, not a curated record.